UCUGCACCCAUUUCCUCCUCGUUUUCUUCUUCUUCCUCUUCCUUCCAUGUUCAUGGCUGUUGAAGCUCAACGCUCUAUUUUUUGUAACGCCCAGAUGAGGGAGAUGAUGAUGAUGAACGGUGUUAAUGAAAACAUGAUGAACACAUUCAAUAAUGUUGAUCAGAUAGGGUUUGAAACUGAUCUGGUUCCAAUCGAUGACUCUUCCAUGGCUAGAGCUGCUGCUGCUGCUGGUGGUGGCUCUACCAAUAGUGGGCUUACUUGUAACUUUGCAAUAUCAUCAAGAAAGAGAUCGAGAACAGAUUCUUUUACUGAUAUUCAUCAGUUUACAAGCAGCGACAAUAAUAAUAACAUGUAUUCACAGAUCCAUCAGCAACAGUAUCAGUUUGAAGUUGACAGGAUAAUUGCCUUACACAGUGAAAAGUUAAGAUUGGAUAUGGAGGAGAGGAGGAAGAAAUAUGCGAGAAGGAUAGUUGCGGUGGUGGAGGAAGGGAUGAUGAAGACUUUGAAAAGUAAGGAGGAAGAGAUUGAGAAUAUUGGUAAAUUAAACUGGGUAUUGGAAGAAAAGGUGAAAUCUUUAAUGAUUGAGAAUCAGAUUUGGAGAGAGCUGGCUCAGGCUAAUGAGGCCACAGCCAAUGCCUUGAGGAGUAAUCUUGACCAGGUUCUAGCUAAGGUAAGAUCAGAUGAUGUUCAAACUGUCGGCGGCCCAUUGUUGUUUGAUCAUGAUGACCAUGAGACGGCAGAGUCUUGCUGCGGCAGCAACUUCGAUUAUGAUAAUGAAGGAGAAUUGGUCGGCGGUGUUAGUAGAAAGAAUUACAAUAGUACUAUUGAUGAUAGAGUUUGCAAAUGUUGUGGGGAGAUGGAAUCGUGCGUUUUGGUUUUGCCAUGUCGGCAUCUGUGUUUGUGUACAGUUUGUGGUUCGUCGGUUCAUAUUUGUCCUGUUUGUAACUCUAUUAAGAACGCAAGUGUCCAUGUUAAUUUUUCUUGAAAAACAAUUAUAAAUA
Impatiens glandulifera is the source of this 1001-nucleotide messenger RNA. Its product is annotated as probable BOI-related E3 ubiquitin-protein ligase 3. Gene Ontology annotation, biological process: regulation of programmed cell death. NCBI's taxonomy places the organism in Eukaryota, Viridiplantae, Streptophyta, Magnoliopsida, Ericales, Balsaminaceae. The record is from RefSeq and is a predicted model, not a curated record. Gene Ontology annotation, molecular function: ubiquitin-protein transferase activity. The transcript is spliced from 3 exons. Bases 47 to 985 code for a protein of 312 amino acids.